This is a messenger RNA of Hyaena hyaena (striped hyena), 575 nucleotides long. RefSeq names its product gastrokine 1 (gene GKN1). The transcript is spliced from 6 exons. Gene Ontology annotation, biological process: regulation of cell population proliferation. The record is from RefSeq and is a predicted model, not a curated record. Bases 27 to 575 code for a protein of 182 amino acids. NCBI's taxonomy places the organism in Eukaryota, Metazoa, Chordata, Mammalia, Carnivora, Hyaenidae.
CACUCUGUUGCUUUGGUGAAGCCAAGAUGAAGCUCACAAUUGUCUUUGCUGGACUUCUUGGAGUCUUCCUGACCCCAGCCCUUGCUUUCACUGAUAUUAACAUUGGCGGUGACAGCAACAGUGGUAUAAGUGGGCAGCAGUCAGUGAGUGUCAACAAUGAACAUAAUGUGGCCAACGUUGACAAUAACAAUGGAUGGGACUCCUGGAAUGUCCUCUGGGAUUAUAAUACUAACUUUGCUGCAGUUAGAAUCUUUAAAAAGAAGGUAUGCAUUGUGCACAGAAUGAAUAAGGAUGCCAUGCCCUCUCUUCAUGCUCUUGAUGCACUGGUCAAGGAAAAGAAGGGUAAAGGACCAGAGGGGCCACCUCCCAGGAGUCUGAUGUACUCAAUCAACCCUGAAAGAGUCAGUGACCUGGAAAAGUUAGGAAAACCCAUCGCUGGCAUGUGCAGAGGGAUUCCAACAUACAUAGCUAAUGAGCUUGAAGGGGCAAGCCUGUUCUUUUACUCAAGAGCAUGCGCCCAUCUUGAUGUACUCUGGAUUCUGAAACUUUCCUUCUGUGGACAAUUGGACUUCUAA